Molecule: messenger RNA, 2607 nt
Organism: Drosophila hydei
Lineage: Eukaryota; Metazoa; Arthropoda; Insecta; Diptera; Drosophilidae
Gene: Ipk1
Product: inositol-pentakisphosphate 2-kinase
Exons: 10
Coding region: 234-2357 (707 amino acids)
Biological process (GO): inositol phosphate biosynthetic process
Cellular component (GO): nucleus
Molecular function (GO): inositol-1,3,4,5,6-pentakisphosphate 2-kinase activity; ATP binding
Source: RefSeq, a predicted model, not a curated record
AACAAACACAACAACUAAUAUAAACAACAACUAACCGCAAAAAGCCAACCGCAACAACAAGCCACAAUCGGCGAAAUCAUCAACACUGGCGCGACAGUCCGGCCCUUCCAGGCUGCCCAGCGGCCAGACGAGUGAGAGGGAAAGAGACACAGAGAGAGAGAGGGAGAUAGAUUCGUUCGUGUCAGUUGCAAUUUUGACAACGCCAACGAACCGCAAACACCCGCGCAAAAGUCAUGACAACUGCUGCAGCAUCAGCUCCUGCUACGGCCACGCCUGCGCCGCCCCCUCCUCAAGCUAAGUCGCUAAAUGCGCUACUGCACUUGCCCGCAGAGAUGGAGUUGAGCCAAAUUGAGUUGAUCUAUCGGGCGGAGGGUAAUGCAAAUUUGGUCCUGGCAUUGCCGCAAUUUAAAAAAGUUUUACGUUUGCCAAAAAUGAUAUCCAGCAGCAGCAGCAGCAGCAGUUGCUGCCAGCCGACCAGCGCAGACCAAACGGAAGGACGGCAACCCAGCGUUUCCGACCCAAGCGAAGCAUCAAGCUCAAAAGCUGGCGUCUUGACAAUGCCCGAUUUUAUGGCUUAUAUCGAGAUAAUGCGCCGUCUAUUAGGAAAUGAGUUUGUCUGUGCAGCGGAUAUUGUUGCCAUACCAAAGGAAAGCGAUAGAUGCUGGAUAAACGAGCACAUACGCAGGCACAGGCCGGUUGCGCGUCUGGAUAAGGAAUUUGUGGGGCCAUUCGGUCUGCUGCUGCCAGAUGUGACCCAAUUGCCUGCCACAUUCGAUGUUUUACUUGCCAAUUUACAGGCAAAGGACAUGAACAUGGACACGGACAUGGAUGCGGACAUCUGCAGCAGCAGCAGUGGCAGCAGCAGCAGCAGCAGCUGCGGAGUGCGCCGUCUGGGCGAUACAUAUGCCAUCGAAAUAAAACCGAAACAGGGCUGGCUCCAGUUGCCAAGUGAUGUCAGCGAUUUAUUUGAUUUAAUGCCAACGGGCGACGGCACAAUGGACACGACCUGCGAACCUGAACCACAGCCUGAACCCGAAGCUGAACCUGAGCCCAAGCCGGAAGAGGCAGGCGAAUCGAAGACGAAGGUGCGACCAACGGUUGAUUUGACAUUAAAGCCAGACAAAUGCAGGUGUCGCUAUUGCAGCAUGCAGGUGGUAAAGCUGCAAACGGGCAAAAUCAGACGCUUGGGCAAAUAUUGUCCAUUGCAAUUGUUCUCCGGCGCUGCUGGUCGUAUGUUCGAUGCCUUGAAUGCACUUUUCGCUUGUCCGCAAAAUAAUUUACGUGUAUUUCAGAGCGGGAAUUUAAUUUAUGGCGAUCACGCGAAUUCGAUUUCCUGCGAGCAGCUGCAGACUCAACUCUUUCCAGGUGAAAUUAUGGCGCUUAUAAAACAUUUGUUGGUCGCCUGCCUGCUAAGGGAAUACAGCAAGGAGGAGGAGGAGCAGCAGCAGCAGCAGAAGACAGCCAAUGAAAGCCGCAGCCACGUGGCUGCUGCUGGUGCUGCAUUUGGGAAAUCGACAUUCAAACGUUGUGGCAUGAAGACAAAGCCAACAGAAACUAUUGAAAUUGGCAGGGCAAAGCACGUAGAGAAGCAGCUGGAUCAGCAGCAGGACGCGCCGAAGGAGCCGUGCAUAGUUGACUUUGUCAAAGCUGUUGCCGGCCAGCCGCAGCGGCGAACAGCUGCUGAAACAGCGAGCCCAAGGUACACAAAGCGCACCAAAAUGGCAACAGCAACACAAACACAAACAACAACAACAACAACGACGACGACGACAAUGUCAGCGAAUGUGGCAACACGAAUAGAAAUGGAAACGGAAUCGGAAACGGAAACAACGUCGACAGCGCUGGCUGCGCUGAACCCAAGGCCGCAACUUGUCUCCGCUCCCUUGGCGCCCUCACCCAUGCCGUGCGAGACUGAAGCACGGAUCAGCAAAGCGGAAAUAUUUCACUUACCCAAAAAUUGUGUUUUGCAAAAAAUUUUGCAUUUGCAAUUGUUGGUCAAGCGACAUUUUCAUUAUAUGUGGGCGCACGGCUACGCCCAGCACGGCACGCCCAGCUAUGGGGCGCUGCGGGCGCUCCUCGGCAGCUGUCAGCAGGACAAUGUGCAGGAGCUGCCAGCGGAGCAGGCUUAUAUGCUAGGCGCCACAGCGCUCGAUUGUUCCAUAAUGCUGACAUUUCAGGAAGUACAAUGUCAGGUGAGACAUCACAGUGCUUUGCAGCCUUGGCUCAUCACGCUGCAGGGACGCCACUUUCUGACCAAGCUAAGCAUUCUCGAUCUGGAUCCGAAGCCCGACAGUCACUUUCACAAAUACAUAAAGCAAACGCGCCAAAUUAAAAAGGCGUGCGUCGCCUUUAACUAAUUAAUAAAGUCGCCACGCGAAGCUAAACAGAAUCACUAACAAAUCAGCAGCGCACAAAACUGUGCUACACUUUUUUCCCUUAGACUAAGAGCCUAUUGUCGGUGUAGAGAACUUCUUUAUAUGUAUGAGGGCAUUUCAAAUGCCGCCUUGCCAGCUGGUGUCAUGAGCGUGGCUGGUUUUUGCUGUUAGCCUGUUUGGCGCGCCCCGCGCCAAUGUUUUUAGCCGCGCAGCGUGGCCUGCGCUGUCUUUU